GUUUCAAAUAUCUUGAUGUAAAAGGACCAACAGGUAACAUACCAUUGUAGAUCACGUAGCAAAAGAAGUCGUGAAAUUCAUCGCGCUUAGUCAGCCAGUGUCUUAUACAAGGAAGUGCCUUCGCCAGAGUAGUGUCCGCGAUUAGCUUUAGGAUGGCAUACCCGUUUUGCGUAGCCCUUUUCGUCCUAACAACCCUGUGUAUGACAGAAAGCCAGUCCGAUGGCUCUCAGUUUAGCUCAAUGAUAGAUUUCUCACAAACGCCGGUAAGUGAAACUACCGGAAGCGAAAACGUUCCUGAUGCUCGUAAUUUGUCCGGAUUGGAUCUUACUUCUACCCAACUACCAAACGCAAACGGCGAAGAGAAUCCGUUUCAAUCGACAAUUUGCCAGCUCUGCACUUGCCAAGAUGUUAACCCGUUGUUCCUCAUAGACUGCAACGGAAAAAGUUUGAAAAAGCCGUUUUUGGUUUCUGAAUGGCCAAAUGAUAUCUAUGGCUAUAGCAUUGAGGCCAAGUUUGAUUCAAAUGAGUAUAUGGAAUUGGCGCAGUUCCCAGAAUUAUCGCUUUCCCGCUUAAGCUAUCGUGGAAACGGUAUUCUGUUUAUACAAAAAGCGGCGUUCAAAUUUCUUAAAAAGCUCGAAUAUUUGGAUCUCAGCGAAAAUGGUUUAACUCACGAAUCGAUAAAUGAAAAUAUAUUUGAAGGACAGUUUAACGAAGAAGACUACGAACCAAUUCCGCUUAAAACCCUAAAACUUGGAUAUAACAAGAUAAUUUCGAUCGACAAGGAUGCUUUUAACCAUUUAUCUCAUCUCGAAAUACUUGAACUGAACAACAAUCCUCUGAAAGUGAUUGAUCAUCAAACGGCGAUAGCCAUUACGACUUUGAGGAAGCUAAAGAUAUUGAAUUUGGCGGAAACAGGAUUGGCUUCUGUGCCUAGUGGAUUCUUCCAUGCAUUACUCGCGUUGAAAAUGCUGAUUCUUGCCGGAAAUCAAUUUACCACUUUGCCCGAGGAGUUGCAGCACGCCAUCCAUUUGGAAUACCUUAAUUUCAACAAUAACCCAACCAAGUCACUUGAUGCAAAUUCAUUUCAAGGGCUGAGCCAACUGAAGCAUUUGAACGUGUCUAGCAUGCACUUGUUAGAACGGAUCGCCGCAAAUACUUUUACCCCGCUGACAUCUAUGACUCAUCUUUGGUGCUCGUUCAAUCCACUCCUUAAAGAAAUUCAUCCUGGGGCUUUCAACAACAUGGCUGAAAGCGACGGAACUUUACGAUUAAGCGAGUUUCAUUUUCGGGGAAACAACCUCCAAAAUUUGCCGCUCUCUCUGCUUCCUUGGACUAGCUUAGAGCAAGUCGAUGUUGGAGAAAAUCCAUUUAAGUGCGACUGCAAUGUCGGAUGGAUGGUGACAGAACUACUGCCGUUUAUCUCGGAAAAAACACCCGAAUUAACUACAGCCCUACGUUGCGCUGAACCAGAAGAUUACAAGGAUGUAUUGCUAGAUUCUCUGGAAGGUGACGCAAAAAUUGUUAAUUGUAGCAAUCCCGCUGAUAACACUACUUCCGGCCAAGAUAGUAGUCAUGGCACUAGUGACGGAGGGUCCAGAAAUCCAAAGAUUUCUUCAAACAAAGGUUUGAUUAUUGUUUCGUUGUUUGGAAUUAUAUCGAUCGUCGGCGGAAUGGCUUGCUUUGUUCUUCUUGCGGUGAGGAAAUCUCAUCUUCGUCAGUUGUAUGAUACCAGUUCUGGACAAAUAGUACAUUAUGUACGAACGUCAGGCGGGUCGGGUAAGCGAGAGGACGAGCAAGCAAUUGUGCACAAAGAGUUUAAUCAUUAUCACCAAGAACCAUGAAACCAAAAUGAUAGAAAAAAGGCUUUUAUCGUUAUUCACUAAUUCACUAUGUCAACAAGCUGUGACAUCUCCUAUUUCCCUAAUUAUACGGCUUCUGCAUAUUUGGAAUCAAUUCUUGUUGUUUCCGGUGGUGAAACCAAAAAAUGAAAUAAAAUAAACCGUGCUAAUAUUUGA
This is a messenger RNA of Daphnia magna, 2015 nucleotides long. RefSeq names its product leucine-rich repeat neuronal protein 1. The record is from RefSeq and is a predicted model, not a curated record. Bases 153 to 1841 code for a protein of 562 amino acids. Lineage: Eukaryota; Metazoa; Arthropoda; Branchiopoda; Diplostraca; Daphniidae. The transcript has 4 exons. Gene Ontology annotation, molecular function: protein binding.